Hyla sarda is the source of this 2170-nucleotide messenger RNA. RefSeq lists its product as uncharacterized. The record is from RefSeq and is a predicted model, not a curated record. The transcript has 2 exons. NCBI's taxonomy places the organism in Eukaryota, Metazoa, Chordata, Amphibia, Anura, Hylidae. The coding region runs from base 154 to 1161 and encodes 335 amino acids.
CUGGCCACUAGAGGGAGCAUCUUCCUGUGAGUCUGCUGAGUGUGGAGGAAGUCGUUUGCUGGAUUGUUUGGUGUGUGUGCGCUCUGAGCUCUGCCGUGUCAUCUGUGCCGGACAACGUUCUUCCUUCCCCAGAGGGAGAGCGUGGGUUCAGGCAUGAGCGAGGAGAGGAGAACCCCAACACCUGCCCCCCGAAUCAGGUCCGCGGGGGGCAGGGGGAGCCAGCGACCAGGUGUGGAGGGACCAGCGUCAGGAAGUGCAUCAGAGGUCUCCGGGUUGAGGCGCUCUGCCAGGAGGUGCAGCGAUGCAUCUCCAGCCACCCCAGAACCCGUAGAGACAAAGAGCAGCCGCAAGGCUGGCCCUGCAAGUUGUGGGACUACAAGUGCAAGAAGUUCCGGAAGCACAGGUACUGUGACAACAAGGCCUGACAAUGUGGACUGUGAUACUCCUCCUGGAGCAAAGCUAAAUGCCCACGGAUGUGUGGAGGAGGAUUGGGGGAUGCCUAGGGCCCGGGAGUCUGGAGUCCCCCAUAACUCUCGUGUGGCAGAACACAUCCGUGGAUAUGAGGAAGCAAGGGGCAGCUUGUAUAGGCUCCAGGAGGAGGUACGGGAAGCAAAAGCCCUGAUGGAAACUGCGGCGAAACGACAGAAAGCUGAGCUGUCAGCCCGGAUUAAACAGCUGAAAAAUGAAAUAAGGAUCCUGGAGAAGAAGAGAACUUUUAUUUUAGAGAACAGCGGGCCAUUUAGGGAAAAACUUUUAAAUGAAGACCGCUUUCAUACAAUGGAGAGAGAGAAGCAGAGACGGCUGAGGGGGCUUCAGCCACGGGUGGAGGAGGAAGGAGACGCUGCGGAGGCCGAUAAUGUUGAGCCAAAUCCACCCGGGGGUCUGCAACAUCUGACCCCAUACAGUGGGCUCCCUGCAGGGCAAGUGGCGAUGUCAUCUGGCCGUGGCUCUGGCGGUUCGGGGGAUGAGAGCAGCACCAGUCACCAGGGAGGGGCGCUGAUGGCCCAGAUCCAGCUCCUGGAGUCCCCAGGUCGCCUCCAGGACUUCACGUUUGGGGAUGAGUUACCGGAGGAGGCACCUGGGGGAAGGAAAAAGAAGCUAAAGAAGACCAAGCUCCAGGAGCAGAGACCCCCCGGAUGGGCAGAGGCUAUUGGAAGCUGAAUUCGUCUCUCUUGGAAGAAGCGGAGAUAAGACAGUCCUUUGAGGAUUUUCUUCAGAGCCAGGUACCAUUGCUGGGCCUUUGUAGCAGUAAGUCAGAGUGGUGGGAGAUCUUCAAGGAAAGGGUUGCGAGAUUCUUCCGCCAGCUCUCGGGCCUCAGAAGCCUAAACAGGUACCGUUUGUACCAGGGCCUGAGGAAGAAACUUGAGCACCUUGUCUCGACUGGAGGUAGUCGUGACGAUAUCUCCAGAGUGAAGUCCUUGUUGAUGAAGUGCCAGUACGACAGACACGCAUCUUUGGUUUUUGAGAGGGAUUACGGGAAGUACCGCUCGCCUGACCCUUACAGAAACUGCAAGAUGUCAGUGAAUAGUAAAAUAGUCUCAGGACUGAUUGAUAGUACGGGAUCCUUGAAAAGGUCCAGAUCAGGGAUCUUGGAGGUCGUCAGAUCCUUCUACUCGCACCUCUUGGGAAGGAAGGAUCUAGAUCGAGAUAAGGUAUCAGCUUUCUUGGCUGAAACCGUCCCUGAACCAGGAGUAGACCCCUCUCUUGACGUUUUGACAGAGAUGAUCCGGGAAGAGGAAGUCAGGAUGGCUAUUGAUGGGCUUGCCCUCAAGAAGUCACCCGGUCCAGAUGGCUUAACAUCUGAGUUCUAUAAGACCUUUAAGGACACUUUGGUUCCCCUCUUGACUGCGGUUUUUAAUGAGUGUCUAUCCUCGGGCACUCUGCCAAAGUCAAUGAGGAGGUCAGCGCUGAUCAUCCUGUCAAAGGGUAAAGACCCGUUCCACAUUGAGAAUUGGCGUCCCAUAGCGCUUCUCAAUGUGGACCGAAAGAUUCUGGCAAAAGUGCUGUUUAACCGGCUGGUGGAGUUUGCACCCCGGCUCCUUUCGGGGGCUCAGAAUUGCUCUGUUCCGGGCCGCAGUACAUUUAGUGCUGUGCUCAGUGUCCGAGAGGCUGUGGAGCAGGGUAGGGCUGGCCACUGGAAGGGGUACUUGCUGUCCUUGGAUCAGGCAAA